Prorocentrum cordatum is the source of this 2861-nucleotide messenger RNA. Lineage: Eukaryota; Dinophyceae; Prorocentrales; Prorocentraceae. The record is from the annotation of a GenBank genome assembly.
UUCCUUGGUCUUCGCGACGUUCACGACGGCCCAAGUGGCCUCGAGGAUCGCCCCAAGACCUUACAAGAGGCCUCAAGACGGCCCAACACGGCCCAAGAGGACUCUUCCGUAGCCAUUCUGUUUCAAGGCAUUUGCCAAUCCACACAUCAAUUUAUCUAUAACCACUUGUCAUUCCUACGUGCCUUCUUUCGUUCAGCCUGCAAGGAUGCCAGCGACUGGGAAGGCGCAAAGUAUUGCAGGUGUGUUGGCGAUUUUCUUGCAGGGAGUCCCCACCGCGACUUCCAUGGCUAUGAACGUGGAAGAUGGCGUCCAUCGCGACGUCUUCCAGCACAACACCUCGCGCACGAUUGCCUAUAUGCAGUCAGCUUUUCAGUAUUACCUGGCAUUGGACAUUACGGCCCAGAGCAACGAAUUCUUGUACGACGGCGCCGCAUGGGAACAGACCGCUCCAUACACAGAUCCCUCGGGAAACAGGGUGCUGGCGCCCUUCUUCAGUACCGAUGCUGUUGGCGUAAGAGUCGAGAUGAACGGACAGAGCCAUGACUUCUUUCUCGAGAACUCGGACUUGGGUAAGUCCUUGCACACGCUUGUCACAGGGACCCCUGUGUUGCAAACCCCGUGUUCAGGUGCCAAUUCUAACAAGCCUUACGCUUACGCUAUGGUGCAAACCUCGACUGCGCAUUCGGACUUGUGGGGCGUUGUUGCCACUAACUCUCUUGAGCCGUUUUAUUGUACUAAUGUUGACAGGUUGAGUUUCAACGCGCACAGGAUGUCGGUGAAAUUUCGUAUCGGAAUUCUGCGCGAUGAAGAAGCGUGCUGUUGUUGCCCUGGAUCAGCCGACGGUAUUGGGAUUCACUCUGUGUCAAGUGGAGUGCACGAGCAUGGAAGCAACAGUGUGUUCUACGCUUCCAAGGUAUACGUGAUCACACAGAUAACGCCGAGCCUGGCUGAUGUGCACGUCGAUUUAUCUGGUGGCAAUGGUGGCGCGUCUGGCCAGUCUGUAUACACAGCUCCAGACGGGACAGUCGUAUCGUCGUCGGCCCCCACGUACACCAAUUCGAAUUAUUAUUAUUUGGGGUACCUAUUCGACGGAAGUGAUUCUCACGAACCAUCUGGAUGCAGCAGCAAUGAUGUACACACUUGCUAUUGGGUAACGGAUAACGGUCAGACUGCUGCUAUCCAGACACUGAGCAUUACCCUGAGCGAGGUCAAGUUUAUCAGUCGCAUACGCGUGCACAUGCCAGCAUUAAUUGAGCGCCGAAGCAACUACCGCAUCGAGGUUGCGUCAACUGAGCUUGGUACGCUCAACGACCGCUCUGGAGGCUAUGUCGACGUUUCUGGAUGGACGGAAGACUUGCUGGACACCUACAUCAUGGAAGAGGUCAAAGUUGUGCAGAUCUCUUUACAGCCACACUAUUUUUACAGCAAGUACUCUGCCUUCCUCGACGAAGUUGAGCUUUUCGAGAUCCCACCGACUCCAUCGCCAACAUCGGCUCUGAUCUGGGCGAUUGGGAGCUGCGGGCAGAGCUGCGACAGCGUGUGCUCGGGGAUGGGUGGGACGUGCGACUCAGCUGCUAAUGCUCAGAUCAGGUCCUGCCAGUCUUUCUUGGGCACGUUGGCUUCCGCAGGUAUCACGUGGCAUACAACUUUGUCUUGCAACGGCGACGGCGGGGGGUCGUACGAAGGGAUGCCCGCACUGAGCGAUACUGGAGGUGUUACGUGGUGGACCGGCGGGUCCAAUACAUUUUGUAAUUCAGUCAGAUUUGAUGUACAUCGCCCAAUGUGUUCGUGCACAGGAGCCAGUGUGGCGCCUCCGACCUCUUAUUCUCCUUGCUACCCGACCCCCUACCCGACUGCCUACCCGUCGCCCUUCCCGACCCUUUACCCGACUGCCUACCCGUCGCCCUUCCCGACUGCCUACCCGUCGCCCUUCCCGACCCUUUACCCGACUGCCUACCCGUCGCCUUUCCCGACUGCCUACCCGUCGCCCUUCCCGACCCUUUACCCGACUGCCUACCCGUCGCCUUUCCCGACUGCCUACCCGUCGCCUUUCCCGACCCUUUACCCGACUGCCUACCCGUCGCCCUUCCCGACGUCCUUCCCGACACCCAGCCCGACGCACCUUCCGACGCCCAAUCCGACAAGCAAUCCGACGAGUAGCCCGACCUCGUCCCCGACUCCGAGCCCGACGCAGGUGGUGGCGCCACCGCCCACGGGCAUGACGGUCGCGGGCGUCGGCGAUCCGCACCUCGUCAACACGUACGGCCAGAAGUUCGACCUCUUCCAGGCUGGGCACCACACGCUGAUCAAAAUCCCCAGGUGGGCGCGGCAGCGGACCAAUUUCCUUGUGCAGGCGAUCGCGAGUCGUGCCGGAGCUGGCUGCGCCGACUUGUAUUUCACGGAGGUCAACAUCAGUGGCAGUUGGACUCGGCGUCACAGGGCGGCGGACCUGCGCUGGGCUGCCGAGGUCGCCAGGCCAGGCAAGGCGAAGUGGAUGAAGUUCCAUGGCGGAAUCAGCGUCAAGAUCGUCCACGGCCACACGGUGCAGAGCACGAGGUAUCUCAACAUCCUCGUGAAGGGGCUGGGCAGGGUGGAAGGGCCAGUGGGCGGACUCCUCGGCGGGGACGACCACACAGCGGCCGCCACUCCAGACAAGGGCUGCAAGAAGCUUGUGAGCCUAUGAACCAGGCAGUCGGGUAGUUUUUGUUACGUCUCUCGCAUGCAGGCCAUAUGGCCGGUGCUUGGGCGCGGAGGCGCGGUGUUCGCGCAGCGCACCAGUAGAUAAUACAUCCGUGUGCUGCAGAUCCUGGAGAGGGGGGCGGACGACGCUGAUGACGACGACGACGAGAGAGAACAAUGAC